AUGCUCCGAAGCCCCGAGGUGAAGGACGACCCGAUGGAGUGCCCGCUGUGUAUGGAACCGCUGGAGAUCGAUGACGUCAACUUCUUCCCCUGCACCUGUGGAUACCAGAUCUGCCGCUUCUGCUGGCAUCGAAUCAGGACGGACGAGAACGGUCUCUGUCCCGCCUGCAGAAAGCCAUACCCAGAAGACCCUGCAGUGUACAAGCCUCUGUCACACGAGGAGCUGCAGAGGAUAAAGAACGAGAAGAAGCAGAAACAGAACGAGAAGAAGCAGAAGAUCACAGAGAACAGGAAACAUCUGGCCAGCGUCCGCGUGGUGCAGAGAAACCUGGUGUUUGUAGUCGGGCUAUCUCAGAGGCUGGCUGACCCUGAGGUUUUAAAGAGGCCAGAAUAUUUUGGGAAGUUUGGCAAGAUUCACAAAGUGGUGAUCAACAACAGCACGUCGUACGCCGGUUCACAGGGACCCAGUGCCAGUGCCUAUGUCACAUAUAUAAGGUCUGAAGAUGCUCUCAGAGCAAUCCAGUGUGUCAACAAUGUGGUGGUGGAUGGCAGAACACUGAAAGCUUCUUUAGGAACUACAAAAUACUGCAGUUACUUUUUAAAGAGCAUGCAGUGCCCCAAACCAGACUGCAUGUAUUUACACGAGCUGGGGGAUGAAGCUGCUAGUUUUACAAAAGAGGAGAUGCAGGCAGGAAAGCAUCAAGAGUACGAGCAGAAACUACAAGACCUCUACAAAAUCAACCCGACCUUUCUACAGACCUCAGCUGUGUCAGGGGACAAACCAAAGGGCAAAGCCAACUCGUUACACAUGUAUUCAAACAGCAUCAGUCUCCCCAGCGACAAACUGCCAGAAAUGAUCAGUAUAGGCAACGGUGAAACCUCACAACUGCUCCCGGGCGGUGACUUCCCGUCGCCCCCUCCUGGCCUCAGCAAGCCCAGCCUGGUGGUUCCUGUCAGUGUCACAGGCCACACAGCUCACUCCCUUUUUGAGGUGGCUGCUGCAGAGUCCCAGUCUCUGUUCUCAGACAACAGUAACUUCAGACAUCCAAACCCUCUCCCCAGUGGACUGUGCAGUUUCCCCAGUUCCCCACACAGCAACUCCGACUGGCCCACUGCACCAGAACCACAGAGCCUCUUCACCUCAGAUACCAUCCCGGUGUCAUCAUCUACAGACUGGCAGGCAGCUUUCGGCUUCGGCUCAUCCAAGCAGCAGCAGCAGGAGGACGAUCUGGGCUUUGACCCCUUCGACGUCACUCGCAGGGGUCUGGCUGACCUCAUAGAGAAGGAGCUCUGUGUUGAGGACAGCUUCAGCUCCUCCCUGACGCCCCCCAGCUUCCUCCCCCACAGAAACCACAAACAUCUGCUAAAUAAAGGCCUCGGACCCCCAGGAGGGCCCCCACCCUCCCACCACCUCCCUCACUCUCACCAUUUCUCCCAGAAUCAGCACCCUCACAGGGGAGGCUACGGCUUCCCCACUCACCUUAAUUCUUCAUCAUCAUCCUCAUCAUCACCGUCCUCAUCCUCCUGCUCCUCCACGGUCUUCUCCUCCCCCUCCUCCUCAGCGUUCCGUCAGUCCUGGACGGGCUCCACCUCCUCUCGCAGUAACUUUGUUCAUUUGAACCACACAGUCAGUCCAACAGCCUCAAACAGCAGCUUCUUGGACUUUACACUGCUGCCGGGACAUCACAGUUCUGGGCUGGGAGGAAUCCCCAUCACAGAAAACAGCAGUUGCGUAGAGAGUAUAAAUGUGAAGGAGUGGCAGGACGGCCUCAGAGCGCUGUUACCCAACAUCAACAUCAAUUUUGGAGGUCUGCCCAACUCCUCGUCUUCCUCCUCGUCGUCAUCAUCAUCCUCCUCCUCAUCCGGCGUCAACCACACAGGGGCACCAGGGAUUUCUGGGAGUGUUUCUCACAGCCUCCGUUGGGACGGCACAGCCAGCUGGAUGGACCCGGCCAUCAUCACAGGGAUCUCAGCCUCCAGCAGCAACAGUCUGGACUCUCUUCAAGACGACAAUCCUCCACACUGGCUCAAGUCCUUGCAGACGCUCACAGAAAUGGACGCCCCAUCCAGCUCAGCUUCACAGAAAGGCCCUUUAGGGAGCCAGCGCCCCCCCUACAGAGCCGUCUGGGCGCACUACCCAACCCCCACCAGCCAGUUCCACUCUCCACCACCAGGCUUCCAGACAGCCUUCAGACCCCCAACACAGACCCAGACGGACCUGCGACAGAGCGCCGCCAUUGACCGCCACUAG
Molecule: messenger RNA, 2250 nt
Organism: Seriola dumerili (greater amberjack)
Lineage: Eukaryota; Metazoa; Chordata; Actinopteri; Carangiformes; Carangidae
Gene: cnot4b
Product: CCR4-NOT transcription complex subunit 4-like
Exons: 11
Coding region: 1-2250 (749 amino acids)
Biological process (GO): protein ubiquitination
Cellular component (GO): CCR4-NOT complex
Molecular function (GO): metal ion binding; RNA binding; ubiquitin-protein transferase activity
Source: RefSeq, a predicted model, not a curated record